ACGUGACGCCAGCAUGGCGGAUCCGGAUACUUGUUUUUUCUGACACGGCCUAUGUUACCGUCAAUAGUCAAUGACUGUGUUCAAUGACUUGAUUCGCUAGUAAACUCUUGUGCAUAGAACUUUGGAAGUUAAUUCAUUGCGGUGCCUCACCGCACACCGUAAGGAUAAACAUGUUCCUUACAAGGGCUUUGGAAAAAAUAUUGUCAGAUAAGGAAAUCAAGAAAGCACAUCACUCGCAACUGAAGAAAGCCUGUGAAGUUGCACUCGAUGAGCUGAAAAAUGAACAGAAAACAAGUUCAAAUAACCCUGCAGAGUCUUCUUCGGCUUUGCCCAUCCCAAAACAAGCUGGUUUUGUUGAGGCAGAUAAAUACUUCCUGCCCUUUGAGCUUGCGUGCCAGUCGAAAUGUCCGCGCAUCGUUAACAUUGCUUUAGACUGUUUACAGAAACUGAUAGCUUAUGGCCACCUUACGGGCAACACACCUGAUUCAACGACCCCGGGGAAGCGUCUGAUUGAUCGUAUAGUGGAGACGAUAUGUGGCUGUUUUAAUGGGCCACAAACUGACGAAGGGGUUCAGCUGCAAGUUAUCAAGGCUUUGCUGACUGUGGUCACCUCAACGACAUGCGAGAUUCACGAAGGCACCGUGCUUCAGACAGUGCGGACUUGCUACAAUAUCUACCUGGCCAGUCGCAACCUUGUGAACCGCACCACUGCCAACGCUACCCUUACGCAGAUGCUCAAUGUCAUCUUCAGUCGCAUGGAGGCGCAAGCAGCUCAGGAGGAGAAACAAAGGGACAGAAGUGGGAGCAAGAUGUCGGCCAAGGCGGAAGGGGAGCAGAACGGACAAGAGAAGAAAGCGGUGGAUGAAGGGGUUUCUGUGCAGAACGAGGAAGGAGACGGAGAUGAGGUGACCCUGACAGGUGAUGAAGAAGGGGCUGGCAUUGAUGACCCAUCCAGAGCUGGGGACAAAAGUAGCCCCGACUCGGGAAACGGGUCAGCCGAAAGAGAGAGUUCGGCGGAGUCUGAGGGCAAGGGCACAGCUCCGGAGACCUCUGAGGCCAUUGUUUCCAGCAUCCUCUACGAUAUUGUGCACAAUGUUUCUAAAGGGGAUGGUGAGGAGGAGCGACCGGCAUCGACAGAGGGCAGUCCGGAACCAGAGGCUGCCGCCCAGCGACCAGACAGCCAGCCACCUCAACCUCCCCCUGCUAUGACCAAUUCGACAGAAGCUGUGGCUCUGUCCCCGGACGACCAGACGGAAGGCGGCGAGGGCUCGGAGCAGUUCCAGGGGGCCUUCAGCCACAUCCUGCAGAAAGACGCGUUCCUCGUUUUCCGCAGCCUGUGCAAACUUUCCAUGAAGCCCCUGGGCGACGGACCGCCCGACCCAAAGUCCCAUGAACUCCGCUCCAAAAUUCUUUCCCUGCAACUUCUGUUGUCCAUCUUACAAAGCGCCGGCCCAGUCUUUCGUACCAAUGCCAUGUUCAUCAACGCAAUAAAGCAAUACCUGUGUGUGGCCCUCUCCAAGAACGGGGUCAGCUCCGUGCCGGAAGUGUUUGAGCUCUCUCUGGCCAUUUUCAUCACUUUGCUGGCUAACUUCAAGCAGCAUCUAAAAAUGCAGAUUGAGGUGUUCUUCAAAGAAAUUUUCCUGUACAUUCUGGAGACGCCGAGCAGCUCUUUUGAGCACAAGUGGAUGGUCAUCCAGGCUCUCACCAGAAUAUGUGCAGAUGCUCAAAGUGUUGUAGACAUUUAUCUCAACUAUGACUGUGAUCUGGCCUUGGCCAACAUUUUCGAGCGACUCAUCGGUGACCUCUCCAAGAUCGCUCAGGGCAGACAGGCACUGGAACUAGGUGCGACCCCGAACCAAGAGAAGAGCAUGCGCAUCAAAGGCCUCCAGUGCCUCGUCUCUAUACUCAAGUGCAUGGUGGAGUGGAGCAAGGACCUGUACAUUAACCCACAUUCCCAAUCAAAUCUCGGCCAGGACAGCAAGCCGUACACGGAGACGGACAACGACUCUGGCAGCGGCACGAUGACCAGCUACGGGAGCACCAACUCGCUGAGCUCCAACAGCUCGGCCCACACCUCGGGCAACACGCCCGGCGCCACCACCCCGGGCCAGGCGCCCACCGACAACCCAGAGCAGUUUGAGGUUCUCAAGCAGCAGAAGGAAGUGAUUGAGAUCGGCAUUGAGCUGUUCAACAAGAAGCCACUGAAAGGUGUGCAGUAUCUACAGGAGCAGGAGAUGCUGGGACGUCUGCCAGAGGAUAUCGCAGAGUUCUUCCAUUCGGAAGAUAGGCUGGACAAGACUGUUGUAGGCGAUUUCUUGGGGGAGAAUGAGAAACUUCACAAGGAGGUGAUGUACGCCUACAUCGACCAGAUGAACUUCAUCGAGAUGGACAUCGUCUCCGCCCUGAGGAAGUUCCUGGAAGGUUUCCGUCUGCCGGGAGAGUCGCAGAAAAUUGACAGACUCAUGGAAAAAUUUGCCUCCAGAUAUUAUGAAUGCAACCAAGCGCUGGAGAUCUUUGCCAGCGCCGACACGGCCUACGUGUUGGCCUUCUCCAUCAUCAUGCUCACCACAGACCUUCACAGCCCGCAGGUGAAAGUUACAUCAAAAAUGACCAAGGAGCAAUACAUUCGUAUGAACCGUGGCAUCAACGACAGCAAGGAUCUGCCCCCUGACUACCUGUCCACCAUCUACGAUGAGAUCAGAGAGAGGGAGAUCAAGAUGAAGGCUCAAGGAGGCAUCAAGCCCAACACCAAUGCCAAGGACAUCACGUCGGACAAGCAGCGGCGUCUGCUCUACAACCUGGAGAUGGAGCACAUGGCCACCACGGCCAAGGCUCUGAUGGAGAGUGUGAGCCACGCGCAGGUCAGCUUCACCAGUGCCACUCACCAGGAGCACGUCAGGCCCAUGUUCAAGUUGGCGUGGACUCCGUUCCUGGCGGCCUUCAGUGUGGGUCUACAGGACUGCGAUGACAACGAGAUAGCUCUGCUCUGUCUGGACGGAAUCCGCUGUGCUAUUCGCAUUGCUUGCAUAUUUCACAUGGAGUUGGAGAGAGAUGCGUACGUCCAGGCCCUGGCUCGGUUCACCCUGCUGACCUGUGCCACGCCCAUCACUGAGAUGAAGACAAAGAACAUCGACACCAUCAAGACGCUCAUCUCCGUGGCCCACACGGACGGGAACUACCUGGGCAAGUCCUGGCUCGAGAUCCUGCGGUGCAUCUCCCAGCUGGAGUUGGCCCAGCUGAUUGGCACGGGAGUGAAGACUAAGUACAUCGCCAGCGCAACCCACGCUCACUCAAACAACCCAGUGGAGGCUCAUGACCCUGAAGUGAUAGUGAAGGGCAACAUGGGAAGCAUGGACCGCCAGCGCCUGGCCAACUUCCAGGAGACGGUUGGAGAGACCAGUUCUCAGAGUGUCGUUGUCGCGGUCGACCGCAUCUUCACAGGCUCUGUCAAGCUUGAUGGAGAUGCUAUUGUGGAGUUCACGCGGGCGCUGUGUCAGGUGUCGAUGGACGAACUCGCCAGUAUGGCUCACCCUCGCAUGUUCAGCCUGCAGAAGAUUGUGGAGAUCUCGUACUACAACAUGGGCCGUAUCAGGCUGCAGUGGUCACGUAUCUGGCACUACCUCAGCGACCACUUCAACAAGGUUGGAUGUAACCCUAGUGAAGACAUCGCCUUCUUCGCUGUUGACUCCCUGCGACAGCUGUCCAUGAAAUUUAUCGAGAAAGGAGAGUUUGCCAACUUCAGGUUCCAGAAAGAUUUCUUGAGGCCCUUCGAACAUAUCAUGAAGAAGAACAAGUCCCCAGCAAUCCGAGACAUGGUUGUGAGAUGUGUGGCUCAGAUGGUCAAUUCUCAGGCCGCCAACAUCAAAUCAGGCUGGAAAAACAUCUUCAGUGUGUUCCACUUGGCGGCUUCAGACCACGAUGAGGGCAUUGUGGACCUGUCAUUCCAGACUACCGGCAAAAUCAUUUUGAGUGUAUUUGAGAAGCACUUUGCUGCGAUCAUCGACUCAUUCCAAGAUGCUGUCAAGUGCCUGUCAGAGUUUGCCUGCAACGCUGCGUUCCCAGAUACCAGCAUGGAAGCCAUACGGCUCAUACGCAACUGCGCCAGAUACGUGGCAGAGAAACCAAAUAUGUUCCGGGAGCACGCCGGUGAGGAGAUUUCAGUGCCGGAGGAGGAUCGUGUGUGGGUGAAGGGCUGGUUCCCCGUGUUGUUUGAGCUCUCCUGUGUUAUCAACAGAUGCAAGCUGGAUGUGAGGACCAGAGGUUUGACUGUAAUGUUUGAGAUCAUGAAGACUUACGGAGAGAACUUCCAGCCUCACUGGUGGAAGGAUUUGUUCAGGAUUGUCUUCAGAAUUUUUGAUGUGAUGAAGUUGCCAGAGGCUCAAAGUGAGAAAUCUGAGUGGAUGACGACCACCUGUAACCACGCCCUGUACGCCAUCGUGGACGUGUUCUCGCAGUACUACCAGCAGUUGUCUCCCCUGCUGCUCACAGAGCUCUACCAGAUGCUGCAGUGGUGUGUGGCGCAGGAUAACGAACAGCUGGCCAGAUCGGGCACCAACUGCCUGGAGAACCUGGUCAUCUCCAAUGGGAAUAAGUUCUCCUCCAAGGCCUGGGACCAGACGUGUGCCUGUAUGCUGGACAUCUUCAAGUCGACCAUACCUCACAAAUUGUUAUCCUGGCAGCCUGAAGGUCACUCUGAAGUGGCACCCUCUAACAAACCAGAAGGCUCAAAUAGCCUGGAGAACAACGACGAAUCUCACUCGGAGACGGGGCGGAUUAGUCGUGCAGACAGCAUCCACAGCGUGCACAGCACCUAUUCCCAGGAGUCACAUGAUAACCGACCAAUCAAAAAGACAGCCAGCGACCAGCAGCUGUUCCAAGGCCUGUUGAUCCGCUGUGUGGUGCAGCUGGAGCUCAUCCAGACCAUCGACAACAUCGUCUUCUUCCCGGCCACCAGCCGCAAGGAGGACGCCGAGAACCUGGCAGUUGCCCAGGGCGGUGACGCAGACUCCCUGAGCGAGUCAUACCACGAGCAGGGGGGCGGGGAGGAGCAGGGCAUGUACCAGCACCUCUCCUCCAGCCAGCUGCUCAUGUUUGUCGACUGUCUCCUCGAGUCGCACCGCUUCGCCAAGGCUUUCAACUCCAACCACGAGCAAAGGAACGUUCUGUGGAAGGCUGGGUUCAAGGGAAAGGCCAAACCGAACCUCCUGAAACAAGAGACCCAGAGUCUGGCUUGCUUGUUCCGCAUUUUGUUCCGUGUCUACGAUGACAACAGUCGCCAAAAGGCCUGGCCAGAAGUGGAACAGAAAUUGCUUGGGGUGUGCAAAGAAGCCCUGGAGUAUUUCCUGAGCCUCCAGUCUGACAGUCACCGUGAGGCCUGGGGGAGUCUGCUCUUGCUGCUGCUCAUACGCCUGCUCAGAAUGCCUGAUGACAGAUUCCGUGUCCACGCCAGCGCAUACUACCCACUCAUGUGCGAGACCAUCAUGUUCCCCAUGAAGCACGAGAUUCUGUCCACGCUACGCAAGUUUUUCCUCCGCCUCGGGCCCGCCUUCAACAUCACGCCCAAGCCAAGCCCGUAACGCGGCGGUUGUCAGGGCGACGUUGAGACGACUCUUCAAAGCUUUACGGAUAUAUAAAGACAUUAGUGUCAUGUGUUUGUGCUUGAAUUAUGGAAUCCGUGGAUGAGUGGGGUUGGAUGGGGGGAGGGGUGGGGAGGGGGGAAGGUGAUGUGAUUAAUCGUUUAGAAUUGUCGUGAAACAGUCAGUUUCAGAACCUGUUUCUAAAGUAUCAGCCAUACCUUUUUCCCUCACCUUUGAAAGGUUAUUGCAGUAGGGGGACUUGAAUUAAGCAACAAGUAUUGACUGGAAUAAAUAACUAAUCAGGCCACGGGUGGUCUUGUACAUUUAUUGUUCAGCAGUUUUUUUUCUCACUUUUCUUUCCCUGUGAUUACCGGGGUCUCUGGUGUAGAGGUUAGGUGCUUUGC
Molecule: messenger RNA, 5980 nt
Organism: Aplysia californica (California sea hare)
Lineage: Eukaryota; Metazoa; Mollusca; Gastropoda; Aplysiida; Aplysiidae
Product: brefeldin A-inhibited guanine nucleotide-exchange protein 1
Exons: 40
Coding region: 171-5576 (1801 amino acids)
Biological process (GO): regulation of ARF protein signal transduction
Molecular function (GO): guanyl-nucleotide exchange factor activity
Source: RefSeq, a predicted model, not a curated record